ACAGGGUCAGUAAGCACUUAUUGCCACUUGAAAAGAGUAUUGUUUUAUUUUGAAAUGGUAGCCCGGUACGCGUGUGUAGCGAAGUCAAGAGCGGGAAAGGGGCAUCGGAGAGAAGGUGGCAAAAUCGGAGCGAGCAGCAGGACGGAGAGGACUCCGGAGGGCAGAGAGCAUUCGGAAGAUCAGAAGAUAUUAAUAGAGCAUGUGAUAUGGAAGUCUGAUUGCUGUGCUAUGCCUUGUGAGAUUAAGACUUCGUACCAAGAGUACCUGUCAGACCAUAAAAACACUGCCGAGGAGUGCUGAAGUGGCGAUGAAACAGCCCAACAGGAAAAGGAAGCUUGAUAUGGAUUCCAAAGAGCAUUUGGAUCAGGACAGACGCGUGGAUCAAGCUGAAGAAGAAAAGAAGCCCAGGGAUGGCACAACCUCUUUGAAUCAUGCAGCUGCCCAGGAAGCGUCAUGGUCUUGGGAGAGGUACUUGAAGGAGCAGAAGGCUGUCGCAGCACCUGUUGAGUUGUUCUCUAAGGAUCAGUCCUUUCCAGAGCAUGAAAAUGGUUUUCAGAUUGGAAUGAGAUUAGAAGGCAUUGAUCCCCGACAUCCAUCUGUAUUCUGUGUGCUUUCUGUAGCUGAGGUGUGUGGUUACCGUCUAAGACUUCAUUUUGAUGGUUAUUUAAGUUGCUAUGAUUUUUGGACCAAUGCAGGUUCCCCUGACAUUCAUCCAGUAGGCUGGUGUGAAAAGACCAAACAUAAAUUACACAUCCCUAAGGGUUAUAGAAAAGAUAAAUUUGUUUGGAUGGAUUACUUGAAGGCCUGCAAAUUGCAAAAUGCUCCCAAGAAAUUAUUCAGAAACAGAAGUUCUAAUGGGCCAAUGCCUAAAGAAUUUCAGGUUGGAAUGAAGCUGGAGGCCAUCGACAGGAAGAACCCUUCCUUGGUGUGUGUGGCGACCAUAGCAGAUAUUGUUGAAGAUCGCUUGCUAGUGCAUUUUGACAAUUGGGAUGAUAGUUACGAUUACUGGUGUGAUGUUAAUAGUCCUUAUGUCCAGCCAGUUGGUUGGUGUCAGGAGAAUGGAAGAACUCUGAUAGCACCCCAAGGUUAUCCUGAUCCAGAAAAUUUUUCCUGGACAGAGUAUCUGGAAGCUACUCAAACUAAUGCAGUUCCUGCCAAAGUUUUUAAAAUGAGGUUGCCUCAUGGUUUUCUGCCAAAUAUGAAACUUGAAGUUGUGGAUAAACGAAACCCCAGGUUAAUUCGUGUUGCUACAAUUACAGAUGUUGAUGACCAGAGAGUAAAGGUUCAUUUUGAUGGCUGGGACCAUAAGUAUGACUACUGGGUCGAGGCAGACAGCCCUGACAUCCACCCAGUCAGGUGGUGUGAUGUCACCGGACAUCCACUGGAAGUGCCACAUCGAGCAAAUGAUGUGAAAAUCCUUCCGGGUCAAGCUGUUUGUCCUACUCCGGGGUGCCGAGGAAUAGGCCAUAUCCGUGGUCCACGUUAUUCAGGACAUCACAGUGCUUUCGGCUGCCCGUAUUCGGACAUGAACUUGAAAAAGGAGGCAACACUUCUUGAUCAUCUGAGAGAACAAACACAGGCAAAUUUGGAAUCAGACUCUUCACAUUCAAAAUUGAAAAACCUCUGUAGUUUGAAAUUCAAUGGAAAACAUGAAAAGGUGAACAGUCAGCCCAGACUUGUACAGCAGGCAAAGUGUUUGAAAAUCAAAGGAAAAGAAGAUAUUGACUUGGAUAAUCUCUUCAGAGAGUUCUCCGCUGGGCAGACGCAGCAGGCGCUUCACCAGUCGGUCUUCAUGUCAGCCGUGGCAGCCCGCCCUUUCUGGGACCUUCCGCUCGGCAGGGAGCAGCACUGCAAGCUGCUGCCAGGCGUGGCUGACAUCCAGGCGAGCCAGGUGGCCCGGUGGACGGUGGACGAGGUGGCUGAGUUUGUACAGUCUCUUCUGGGCUGCGACGAGCAUGCCAAGUGCUUUAAGAAAGAGCAGAUCGAUGGCAAAGCCUUCCUGCUCCUGACACAGACAGACAUUGUCAAAGUAAUGAAGAUCAAACUGGGUCCAGCACUGAAGAUUUAUAAUUCCAUCCUGAUGUUCAGGAAUUCCCAGGACCUCACUGAGGAAGACAUUGUCUCAGACCAGGAAGUCAGGGGAUGAGUUCGCUCCCGAACGCCCGCUGGCACCAGGACCUGCGCUGUCUCAGCAAUAAGUUGGAGCACAUUAAUUUGAUUUUAAUGUCCCCAUGGUCAUAUCCACAUUUAAUCUGGACAUUAUAAAUCGUCUGUGGUUUAUAUGUUUGCAGGAUCUUGACGACUGAUCAAGUGCCAGUGACUCAGAGACUUAGGCACGUGUUCAGGUUUGGGUUUGGGUUUAUGAACAUCGUUAUUUUUGGUGGGAUCCUUUCAGCUCUGAUGUGUUUGCAGCAGACAGACCAAAGAAGCCCACACAUGCACCUUUGUCCUUUUCCCUCACUAUAAAAGAAACCAUUUUCCAUUUUACAAGCAGAAGACUCUCAAGUGGUAAGAUAUUAGAAAGACAGUAUUCAUAAAUACAUUGUUGUUAACAUUUUCACCAGAACAAGGUUGGCUCAGAUCUGCCAUCUGGGCGCAGUGAGGCUAAGAGUUAGAGGCUUGGUGCUUUAAAAAGACUUCAUGUGAGAUUUUAGUGUACUUUACUCAGGAAAGUGUGAAUCUUAAAAUAAUAAUAAUAAUAAUAAGCACAUGUUUUCAUGAUUCAUAAUUCUCCUAUUUGUUCCAUUAACCAUUUCUCAGUUGUGCUCCCAAGGCUUCCUAGCACCUAGGAGAAGGAGUGUGCCCAGGAGUAAGGAGAGGACAGGCAGGGGGCACUCCCAAAAGCUGGCGAGACCCUCCACCAGCAGCAGGGCCUCGGGGGACUCUGCACCAACGUUGGCAUUGGCUGGUGGGCCAGACACCCACCUGCACAGAAAUCCCCCCCCCCCAAUUUCUCCUGCGAUCUGUCCGCAUCUGUGUGAUGAGGAGUUAUGCUACUCUGGGGCCUUGUGUACAUCUAUACAAACAGACGCAUGCCAUCAAAAGGGAAGAUCUCUACAGUAGGGAGCUUGGUAUCUAAUCUUUGUUUGAAAAAUUCUGAUUUGUUAUCAGACUUUAUCUGUUUUUUAAACGUGAUUGUAUCUUGACUUAAGUUGUGUAGAGUCAGUCCCACAGUUUUGAAAGGCAAAGACCUCUCUUCUUACACCUCUUACUACUCUUACACCUGGAAACAGCUACAAGUGCCCUCAUGGGAGUGGCGAUCACCAUUUUGGGUGGGGAAAGAAAGGGAAGAGAUACAAAAAGAGACUCAGGCCUGACUGCACACAUUUGCUUCAUUAGGAAUGUUAUGGUUUGAUUCUGCUUAGAGAAUUUCUCAAACUUUGGGUCACUGAAGAAACAAAAAUCUUCUCGAAGAGGUGUGCAUAUGUUACAUCCUUACCUAAAUGGAAUUUUAAUAUAUUAUUAGUUGUUCUACAUUUUGUUUCUAUGGAGUUUUGUUUGUUGUUUUGUUUUGUUUGGCUUUUUGUAGACUGCCACGUGCAAUUAAAAUCCCUGCUUCUGCUAUGUUAAAAAUUUUAAUAUAUUUUAAAUGAUAAUAAACAGAUAAUAC
Lemur catta (Ring-tailed lemur) is the source of this 3610-nucleotide messenger RNA. It is a transcript of the gene L3MBTL4, whose product is annotated as L3MBTL histone methyl-lysine binding protein 4. The transcript is spliced from 20 exons. The record is from RefSeq and is a predicted model, not a curated record. NCBI's taxonomy places the organism in Eukaryota, Metazoa, Chordata, Mammalia, Primates, Lemuridae. Gene Ontology annotation, biological process: regulation of DNA-templated transcription. Gene Ontology annotation, cellular component: nucleus. Bases 308 to 2146 code for a protein of 612 amino acids. Gene Ontology annotation, molecular function: zinc ion binding; protein binding.